This is a messenger RNA of Acanthocheilonema viteae, 1638 nucleotides long. The record is from the annotation of a GenBank genome assembly. NCBI's taxonomy places the organism in Eukaryota, Metazoa, Nematoda, Chromadorea, Rhabditida, Onchocercidae.
AUGCCAGCAAAUGAUGGGGCACAACGAAAGCUGUUAUCAUCAUCAUCAUCAUCAUCCCAACAGCAAGCGGAAAUGUCACUACAACAGCAACAAUUUGAUACUUCUUCAGUUGAUGCUAGCGGUACUGUUUCAGCAACACCAACAACAACUCCUAGCAAUUUGAAUGCUGAAUUUUUUCAUUGCCUGACACAAAAUCUGUUAGCAACAACAGCAGCAGGUACCAGCAGACAACCGCAAGCAAUUGAUACCGCAACUACCGGAGCUUCGGUUGCUGCUGCUGCAUUUGGAUUGCCUAUACCGAAUGUAUCAAUGAUGUACGGCAACGUUAACCUGUACAACCUUUUCAAUCUUAAUUUGUUAACUGAACCACAGCAAAACCAUCAGCAAUCAUCAUCUCUCCUCACCGAAUACCUCAGGCAACGAACUAUGGAAGCAAACGUUCGGCAACAUCAGCAACAACGACAACAGCAACAGCAACGACAACAGCGUCCUUUGAAAGAAAAGAAACGUUGGUGUGAAUUGUGUCUGAGAGAAGUACAUAGUUCGAAACUACCAUGUCAUAUAAGGCAACAUCAUGUGGCACAACCGAUGUUUAUUUGUCCACAAUGCAAAUUUAGCUCGAGCUACUCGAAGAACAAUGUCAAAAGUCAUAUGUCAACAGUACAUGGUUUAACUGAAGAACCAAUUAGUCAUAUGGAAGAAUAUGCAGAUGAAGUGGAACAAUUGAUGAAACGAUGUUUCCCGACCGUUCGAGGUCGUGGUCGUCCGGUACACAGUAAUAUUCGACCAUCAACUGAUUCUUCAUCUUCAACAGUUAAUACGGAAUCCAAUAAUAACUCAAGACGGAAUAGCGCUAGCUCCAUAACAUCAGCCCGAUACACACAUAGUUAUCGCCGUAGGGGUAUCAAACAACCGGUGCAGGAAAUAACCCAUGAACUUUAUUCACCGGUCAGCAAUAAACGGGUCAAGAAUGAAAACAGUUACGAGAACGAAUCGGAAACAACUGUCAGUCAAACGCCGAUCGAUGCUUCCGGUCAGAGUUCACCAAGCGAGGAGGAUUCUUCAAGUACUAGCAAUGUUCCGCAUUGUGGCAUCAAAGACAAUUACAGCAAGAAUAUCGGUUACAAUCGCGGGACUAAUAGCUACUACGAUCAUAAUGAAACAAAUGGUUAUAAUGAUGAGGUCGAAAAGUAUAGAUCAUCAUCAUCCACUGUUUAUCAAAAUGGAACUGAUCAAAGUGAAACAAUUGCUAAUGACAGUUCACCAAGUUCAUCAGAGCAUGUCAAUCAUGAUGCGGAAUUAGAGACAGAAUCAAAUGAUUCAAGUGUUCAUGAUUUUGAUGAAGAAGAACAACCGUUGGGGCAUAUCGAUCAUAUUCAUCCUCGCUAUUUUCCACAAAAUGUUAACUGGUGGAUAUUGGCUAACGAUCAGCUUAAAGGAACUAUAUUUGAAAGUUUUCGAUUAAAUGAAGUACUUCAUAGAUUUCCACGACAGUCGCAUAAACUAGGCGGUAAAUUUUUUUUAACAGAAGAACAAUUUAGACGGGUGCAAGAGGUCAGGCAACAACUAUCUCUUGAUUUGACAAAACUUCGUGAUGCACUGUACAAUGGCCAGUGGGUUGUUCUGUUGAUGUCGUGA